Blepharisma stoltei is the source of this 1329-nucleotide messenger RNA. NCBI's taxonomy places the organism in Eukaryota, Ciliophora, Heterotrichea, Heterotrichida, Blepharismidae. The record is from the annotation of a GenBank genome assembly.
AUGGAGUCGAUUUUCAACGAAAUUGACAAAAGAGGUAGAAAAUCGAAUGAGUUCUGAACUGGGUGCUUUCAAAUGAACCACAGAAUAAUAUUUGAAAGUGAGGUGUGGGAAUUUCAAAAUAAAAAUCUCUUAAUUCCUAUCACUUUAGCGCUCACAGAAGAAAGUCUUUUAAAACAUCAACAAGGUAGAAAAAUGAAAUCAGCAAACAUCAAAUGGAAACUAAUCGAGGCAUUUGUUGAAGAAAAGGAGAAUGAUUGCAAAUACAUUUUUCGAGUCGGGCAAGGAUCCAUUUUUAAAGAAUUCUAUGUAGCUACAUCAGAAAUACUUGAUGAGUGGCUUUACCAUCUUUCAACUGUAGGAAUAAUGGCCGAAAUAGGUAAUGAUUAUAAUUUUAUUAAAGAAAUUGGAAAAGGCGGGAGUGCCAAAGUUUUCCUAGCAGAGGAUAAAGAAACCCAUAUGAAAUACGCUAUUAAAGCCUGCCCAAAAUCUCUAGCAAAUAGCAUUCAAAACGGCAAAUCUACACUUGCAAGCGAAAUCAAUAUGAUGAGAAACCUCAACCAUCCAAACAUUGUUAAGCUUCUAAAAGUUUAUGAAUCUGAAGAACAUGUCUUUCUUGUCCUCGAAUAUAUCAACGGCGGCACCUUAUUGGAUAGGCUAUCAAACUAUCACAAAUAUUCAGAAAAGAAUGCAGCAGAAAUUAUUUCAAGGCUGCUAAAAGCUGUUGACUAUUUACAUUCUUUAGAAAUAGUUCAUAGAGAUAUAAAACUUGAAAACAUUUUGAUGAUUUCAGAAAAUAAUGAUAUUGAGUUCAAGCUAGCCGAUUUCGGCUUGGCAUGUGAAGACGAUCAUGAACUUUCAAAAAGAUGCGGGUCUCCUGGGUAUACAGCCCCUGAAAUCUUUUCUGAAAAAACUUAUGAUAAAAAGGUUGAUAUUUUUAGUGUAGGAAUAGUCCUUUAUGGGCUAUUAACUGGAACUGCUGCGUUUCCAGGAAAAACUGCGGAAGAAAGAAUGAGGAAAAACAGAGAAGGGAAAGUCUAUUUUGAUGGAAAACCUUGAAAGAAUAUUUCAAAAUCCGGAAUAGAUAUGGUAUCAAAGCUUGUAUCAAUCAAUCCUUUUGAAAGACCAUCUGCACAGAGCGCGCUUGACCAUAUUUGGCUUAGGUAUAAUCUUAAAAGUUUUCGGAAAAUUAAAGCUCGGUCAAGAAGAAUCGGAAGAUAUUUGUUAGGAUUGCCCAAGGAGUCAGAAUCAUCAACCCAUCUUGAUAUCGAAGAAAUUGAUUUAAAGCCGAUUUCUUCGGAAGGGAUAAUGAUUACUGUUGAAGAUGCUUAG